UUAGUUGAUAACUUGUAGUUAGAAACCGCGCCAGCGAAAGGCGUUCCCUCGGUGCAUCUCAGCUCAACCCUCCAUGUCAGCUGCCUUCGUGAACACCUAAAUCAAACCUCACCAUCAUCGUCGAGCCGGCGCACGUUAGCAGAUACCUGUUAGAAUCUCUGCCUCUCUGUUCCAGGUGCAUGGGUUUGGGUUUAUGUAAGUAAAAUGAAAACACCGAAGCAGAUAGUAGUCUGAAGGGCUCUUCUCUCUCCGGCGAUUCCCAUCUACGAUUCUACGACUCCGAUUACUCGAAACGAAGCAACCAAAUCCUAAUAGAACCAUUGUAUUUACUUCAUAUUGGGUUCCAGGAAAAAAUGAAACUAAAGAAAAAAGGCCUCAACUUUGUGUUGUUGUAACACUUACUGAUUUAGAUUGAUUACUUCAUCUACUAUAAUGAAAUAAGGCUUUAGUGGAGCAUAUCUGGACUAGAAGAGGUAAAAAAUAUGCCCGAGAAAGAAAUGGUAGUGAUUGGAAGGAAAGUGACUCCCUCAUUGGUUGAUCUCUGUGUUAAGACAGCAAUAGAUAAUGUAAGGUACCUUGGGGAUGUUGGUGAAACGGAUCUAGAUCUUCUUGGUCAAAUUUUACCACAUUGUACAGUGGACCAAUUGAUGCAUGUGGAGAAGUGUUCAGAAGGAAGAGAUUUAAGCCCAGUUACUGACAAGUUGUGGAAGAAAUUUUAUGAAAAGCAGUUUGGUACAAGAAAUACAGAGAAAGUUGUAGAGAGGAUGGCCAAAAGUUUGAAGUCAUAUAAAUGGAUCCGUUUGUAUGAGGCAAAAUCAGAAGACAUUGCUGAGCAUGAGAAGAAAGCAGCUGCCCGAAUUAAGAACCUAUACAAGAAAGAAAAUGCACGAAAACAAAGCCGGCAAGUUCAGCUUUGCACCAAGGUUCCACCUUCAAAAAAUAAAAGAAGUUUUUAUGGUGGCGGUGGACCUGGCCACAAUGUUUCAAACCAUAAGGGCAACUUGAUGAAAAAGUCAAAAAUAGAAUUUCUUAACAGUCAUGAGGUGAAGAAUCUUGCGGCUAUGAAGAAAAAGGAGUACCAGAAAAAUGAUGGUGCCUCUCCCACGAUGAAACAAGCUCGGUUUUCUGGCAUAUAUGCUGCUACAACUUCUAAACUUUUCAAGCCUGUACACAGAAGAACAUAGAAACAUGCAUUUCUGAGUCUUGGCAUUGCUGUGAAGAAUUCUAUCUUGGACAGUAUCCUUGCUAAGCUUUGCAACAUCUCUAAACAAUCUGGAGUCCAAGAGCGAUCAUUUUAUUUCUCCUUUGUUUAUACUUGUGCCGUCCGCCUUUGUUAAUAUCCUAAAUUAAGAAGUUUUGGUUGUUUUACUACUAGCCUUGCACCUGCUCAGUUCCCCCUUUAUAUGUUCUUAGAAACUAAUUAAAAAAGAAGACUGAUGCUUUUAAAUUUA
Juglans microcarpa x Juglans regia is the source of this 1451-nucleotide messenger RNA. RefSeq lists its product as uncharacterized. The coding region runs from base 483 to 1184 and encodes 233 amino acids. The transcript has 9 exons. Gene Ontology annotation, cellular component: nucleus; elongin complex. Gene Ontology annotation, biological process: transcription elongation by RNA polymerase II. The record is from RefSeq and is a predicted model, not a curated record. NCBI's taxonomy places the organism in Eukaryota, Viridiplantae, Streptophyta, Magnoliopsida, Fagales, Juglandaceae.